AUGGUAAUAAUCCUUAAGACGAGUGAAAACGAAAUGGACAAUCGCGGAUCUAAACCAGUAAUACUAAAUAAUAUUACUGUAAAAGAGCAAAGAGUAGACGGCAGUUCAUUGAUUAAGCCGCAUUUUAUCAAUGUCCCAUCUAAACUAUUCGGUUUAAAAGAAUUCUCUACCUGUGAUUCUGCCCAUGCUCGCACAGUAAAUCCUGGGUUUCAAUUAGGUUUACAUACGAAAGAUCUUAAUGUAUUAUAUCUAUUACAACAACAUUUGGGUGGUAUUGGUUCUAUUCAUUUAGCUAAAAAGCGAGAUAUAGUUAAUUAUUCAAUAGACUCAAUUGAAGAUUUGAAUAAACUUAUUCUUUAUUUAGAUAAAUAUCCGUUAUUAACUCAAAAAGCCGCGGACUUUUUAUUAUUUAAACAAGCGGUAAAACUUGUAAAUAAUAAAGCUCAUCUUACUGUUGAAGGUUUAAAUCAAAUAGUAAAUAUAAAAGCAUCGAUGAAUUUAGGUCUAUCUGAUAUGUUAAAGUCAGAGUUUGCUGGAUAUACUCCAGUUGAAAGGCCUGUUAUAAAUUCGGGUAGUGUAUCUUUAGACCCGGAUUGGAUUUCAGGUUUUGUCAGUGCUGAGGGGAAUUUUGACGUUCGUAUUCCAACCACGAACAGUAAAUUAGGUUAUCGAGUACAGUUGAGAUUUAGAAUAUCUCAACAUAGUAGAGAUCUUAAACUGAUGGAAAAUUUAGUUGAAUAUUUUGGGUCUGGAAAGGUGUACAAAUAUGGUGGUAAGUCUGCUGUUAGUUUUACAAUUGUGGACUUUACAGAUAUUACCAAUAUAAUUGUUCCAUUCUUCAGUAAAAACCCUAUCAUAGGUAUAAAACUCUAUGAUUAUCUUGACUGA
This is a messenger RNA of Botrytis fragariae, 888 nucleotides long. Its product is annotated as putative intron-encoded endonuclease. The coding region runs from base 1 to 888 and encodes 295 amino acids. Lineage: Eukaryota; Fungi; Ascomycota; Leotiomycetes; Helotiales; Sclerotiniaceae. The record is from RefSeq and is a predicted model, not a curated record. The transcript has 3 exons. Gene Ontology annotation, molecular function: endonuclease activity.